CUGGAGCAACGUCAUGCAUCGUUGGUAACGUCCACUGACCAGUGAUCGGACCGGCGGCGAAGAGAAGCAGCCCCCCUCCGCCGCCACUGCCAAAACCGAAGGUCACCAAGGGGGCCCUCAAAUAUAAGAUCGUCGUGCGAUGUCUUCGCGAAUUUCUCGGCGAUUUUACCGGCUCGAAGGCACAGAGGACCUCCUGCUCGACCGUGGGGCCACCGCGGAGGCCGAGAACCGAUGGGUCUUCGAAAUAUCCUGGGAAGUCUGCAACAAAGUUGGAGGCAUCUACACAGUCAUCAGGUCCAAGGCAGAGGUGACAGUGGAGGAGUUGGGUGACCAGUUCUGUCUCAUAGGGCCUUACAAUGAAAACCUGGUGCGCACCGAAGUGGAGGUCCUGGAGCCGCCUUACAGUAUCUUCUGGAACAGCGUCAAGGCCCUGAAGGAACAAGGCAUCAAGGUGGUGUAUGGGCGGUGGCUAAUUGACGGCUACCCGCAAGUGCUGCUGUUCGACAUUGGGUCGGCGGCGUGGAAACUGGACGAGUGGAAGAGGGAUCUCUGGAAUACAUGCAACAUUGGGGUUCCCUGGCACGACCGGGAGUCUAACGACGCCAUCAUAUUUGGCUACCUAGUCGCAUGGUUCCUCUCCGACUUCAUGAAGGCAGUGACAGCGGAGAAGGGCCCGCCAUUUGUGGUUGCUCAGUUCCACGAAUGGCUAGCCGGCAUUGGGCUGAUGCUCUGCCGCACCAGGCACCUGGACGUUGCGACAGUCUUCAUCACGCAUGCCACGCUCCUCGGAAGGUACCUCUGCGCUGGCAACGUGGAUUUUUACAACAACCUCGACAAGUUCAGUCUCGACAAGGAAGCGGGAGACCGAGGCAUCUAUCACCGCUACUGCAUGGAGCGAGCGGCUUGCCACAGCGCGCACGUCUUUGCCACCGUCUCCGAAGUGACUGCCAUGGAAGCUGAGCACUUGCUGAAACGAAAGCCAGAUGCUAUCACGCCAAACGGCCUCAACGUCAAAAAGUUCAGUGCCUUGCACGAGUUCCAAAAUAUGCACGCCAUUGCCAAAGAAAAGAUCCACGACUUCGUACGGGGCCACUUUUACGGGCACUAUGACUUUGACCUGGACAAGACUCUGUACUGCUUCAUUGCGGGUCGCUACGAGUUCUCCAACAAGGGGGCCGACCUGUUCAUUGAGUCCCUGGCUCGCCUCAACCAUUAUCUCAAGUCUUCGGGAAGUGAAGUCACGGUCAUAGCCUUCCUCAUCUUCCCUGCCAAAACCAACAACUUCAACGUUGAGUCGUUGCGUGGACAAGCCAUCUCUAAGCAGCUGCGCGACACCGUGCAGCAAAUGCAGUCAACGAUCGGCAAGCGGAUGUUUGAAAUCUGCCUGUCGGGCAAGAUCCCGAAGGGGGAGGAGCUUAUCUACUCUGAGGACCUAGUUCGGCUCAAGCGCUGCAUCUACGCUUCUCAGCGCACGACGUUGCCGCCCGUCUGCACGCACAACAUGCUCGAUGACUCGUCGGACCCCGUGCUUUGCCACAUCCGGCGCUGCCAGCUCUUUAACCGGAGAGAAGACAGGGUCAAGGUCAUCUUCCACCCGGAAUUCCUGUCUUCAACGAAUCCACUGUUCAGCAUGGACUACGAGGAGUUUGUGAGAGGCUGCCAUCUAGGGAUCUUUCCCUCUUACUAUGAGCCUUGGGGAUACACCCCUGCCGAGUGCACCGUCAUGGGCAUACCCAGCGUCACAACCAACCUCUCUGGCUUCGGCUGCUUCAUAGCAGAGCAUGUAGCCGACCCAAUGUCGUACGGAAUCUACAUAGUCGACAGGAGGUUCAAGAGUGCGGAGGAGUCCGUGCAGCAGCUGGCACAGUACAUGUUUGACUUUUCGUGCCUGUCUCGGCGCCAGAGGAUCAUCCAGAGGAAUCGGACGGAACGUCUAAGUGACCUCCUCGAUUGGAAGAACCUUGGAAUAUACUACCGGAAGGCACGGCAGAUGGCGCUGCACAAAACACACCCUGAACUGCUUGAGAGCGACCUGGGGUCCUCCAAGCUGCAGCUCCGCUACCCCAGGCCCAUGUCCGAGCCGCCAUCCCCCAGCGCCUCGCGAACGUCCACCCCGGCCCCGUCGGAGCACGGGAGCGAUGAGGAAGAGGAUAGUGAUGAGGGGGAAGAGCUCAAGCACACAUGAGCUCUCCAGUCCCCACCUCCGCCCCCUUCUCCCACUCCAUUCCCCACCCCCCUCCCAUUGUUGUUGGAUAUUCUGGUGGGUUUUUCUUGUCCAUCUUUCUAUUCCUCAUCCGACGGCAUUCAGAAAUGAACUCGGUGAGUGUGGGUGCGGUGGCUGAAACUUCUUGCCCUGUGGCUAGUGCACUGGCCUCUCUCCCUUUCCUUCUCUUAGUUUAGUGUUGCUGGCACCGGCUUCUUCUCCUGGUGAACUGGAAUGAACUGGCGUGAUAGUGGGUUUGAUUGCUGAGAAAUCUGGUUAUCGUCGCAGAUGCAGUUAACAGGUGUUCCUUGGACAGGUGGUGGAACGGUCCCUAACUGAAACAAAAUCGAAGAGCCUCUCUUGCCUGGCAAGGGAGCUUAGGAAAGAGUUUCUGCAUCCCAGUACGCAGUCAAGACUCGGCGUUUGUCGUGGCUCUUCGUCUGUUGUCGUGGACACUUAAAAGACGCAGUACGUGACGGAUGAACAGAGAAGUAGAGAAGCGUCGCAUUUCGGAGUUAUUUUUUUUGUGCGAAGGCACGAAAGACAUACUUCGUUAAAAAUCUUGCCGCUGGCCCAUGUUGUUUUGUAUAAAAGUUGCCAAGCACUUUUAUACAAAAAUGUUUCAAUUGCUUUCGGAGAGGCUGAAUAAUGUUUGUGCUCGCAGACUGUUACAAAUUUUAUGGGAACGGGCUGCUGAAUUGUCGAUAGAUUGUGGAACAUUUGAUUUGGGACUUUUGUUUAAUCUGAGCAUCCCUCGUUCAUUUGAGAUUUUAACCUUCGAUGCCGGGUCUCUAUUUGUUUCAACAACAACAAGCUGGCACGAUCGUAUUUUUUUUUUUUUUCUCUUUGGUAUGGGUUUUGAGCUGGAUGUUUGAUUCUCAAGUCUUUUGGCUUGUGCAGCCUUUAUACUAAUAUUUGUUUUAUACAUUCUAACAACUUUGUGCCAUACGUUUUUGACUGUCGAAUUAGGUUUAGAACUAUUACUAUAUAUACAAACAAAUACAAGUGGAUCUGUAUUUUUUGUGCGGCUUUGGGAAUGCCUGUCGAACUCCAGUGUGCAAGUGUUGUCCCGCGAAGGGAUGUGUACUGCUAGUAUGUAUUUACAACAAAAGUGGAAGCUAAGCUAUUCUCGUACAUGGGUUCCAGGUGAAGAGAUUUGUCCAUUUCUAUCUUAAAGUGACCUAGGGUGACAAUAAAUUUUCUAAGUA
This is a messenger RNA of Ixodes scapularis (black-legged tick), 3411 nucleotides long. RefSeq names its product glycogen [starch] synthase (gene GlyS). Gene Ontology annotation, biological process: glycogen biosynthetic process. The record is from RefSeq and is a predicted model, not a curated record. The transcript has 15 exons. Gene Ontology annotation, cellular component: cytoplasm. Bases 140 to 2185 code for a protein of 681 amino acids. NCBI's taxonomy places the organism in Eukaryota, Metazoa, Arthropoda, Arachnida, Ixodida, Ixodidae. Gene Ontology annotation, molecular function: alpha-1,4-glucan glucosyltransferase (UDP-glucose donor) activity.